This is a messenger RNA of Gaeumannomyces tritici R3-111a-1, 1153 nucleotides long. RefSeq names its product tricarboxylate transporter. The record is from RefSeq and is a predicted model, not a curated record. Gene Ontology annotation, biological process: mitochondrial citrate transmembrane transport. Bases 203 to 1153 code for a protein of 316 amino acids. NCBI's taxonomy places the organism in Eukaryota, Fungi, Ascomycota, Sordariomycetes, Magnaporthales, Magnaporthaceae. The transcript is spliced from 4 exons.
GGCAGGCAUGUAAUGCUUAGAGGAAGAGGCGCUUUUGGUAGGAGAAAGUAAUAUUAUAAGUCGCCAAGUGAAAGAAGGAGAGGACAAGAAAGGGCAAAAAGAAAAAGAAAAGAAAAUCAGGAUAUUCAACACACCUUUUUAGGUCACGUAAACCUAUGUUGGCUUGCCUCCCGAAAAGGUAAAACUAAACACCAAAGCAAAGAUGAGUGCAAGCACCACAGCUAUGGCGCCAAGCACACACGCGCUGGCGCCGCUGGCCAAACCAACCCCAAGUAUCGACGCCGUUCCGGCAAAACCCAAGGCCAAGGUAUCAACCAUCGUGUCCCUGAUGGCUGGAGGGACGGCCGGUGCCGUCGAGGCGUUCACGACAUAUCCCUUUGAGUUUGCCAAGACAAGAGGCCAACUCCUGUCAAAGGCCGAGCGUUCAGCCAACCCCUUCUCCAUCAUCACCACCGUGGCUAGGCAGGAGGGGCUGGGCGCUGUUUACACAGGCUGCUCGACUCUGGCAGCAGGUGCCACUCUCAAAGCGAGUGUGCGCUUCAUGUCCUAUGACACCAUUAAGAACAUCCUCGUCGACGAUAAUGGCAAGCUUACCACCGGCCGUGGAAUCCUGGCGGGUAUGGUCGCCGGCGCCGUCGAGUCACUAGUCGCUGUGACCCCUACGGAGCGCAUCAAGACCGCCUUGAUCGAUGACGCCCGCUCGGCAGCCCCGCGCUUCACGUCCGGGGCGCACGCCCUGCGCACCAUCCUGGCCGAGCGCGGCAUCGCCGGGCUCUACUCGGGCCUCGCCUCGUCGACCCUCAAGCAGUCCACCACCUCGGCGGCGCGCAUGGGCUCCUACAACGCCCUGCGCGAGCUCUCAAAGUCCUACGGCCUGCCCAACGACAGCACCGCCGUGACCUUUGCCACGGGCGCCACCGCGGGCGUCAUCACCGUCUACGUCACGCAGCCGUUCGACACCAUCAAGACGCGGGCGCAGAGCGCCAAGGGCGCCAGCACCGCCGAGGCCUUCAGGAGCGUGCUGAGGGAGGGCGGCGCCAGGGGCUUCUGGGCCGGCAGCGCCAUGCGCCUGGGCAGGCUGAUCUUUAGCGGCGGCAUCAUCUUCACCGUCUACGAGAAGAUCGCCGCUGGAUUAUCAAAACGGGGUCUUUGA